CAGUUCAAGAUGGCGGCUUCCGCUCGUUGCGCCAGUGCACUCUGUGAGAUCGUAGUGGACGGGAGCUGUCGAAUACGCCGAAGCCUCGAUUUUCUAGGCCGUUUGUAACACUCUAAAGGGAAAAAGGAAGGAUAAUAUAUAGUAGGAAGAAAGAAAAAAAAAAGGACAGUGCAUAUAAAAGACAUGGAAAGUGUGAGAGGCAUAAGCAUAAUAUACAACGCACUUUUGCGUUGCGUUACGCAGUCCAAUACGACGCAUCAUAUUCCGUGGUUGGCGUCCCGGGACAGGGACAGCCGUGCGGCACUGCCCCACCCAACCUCUUCGAGCCGGCCAUGCUGGGCGAACCGAUCAAUACUUCGGCUCGGCCACGAGGUAAACCGAGAGAAACCGACUUGAGACGACUAGAACCGAACGAAGACGAGUCCCAGCACGAGGCACGCCGAGUCCCCACCACGAGCAGCGUUGCCGGCUCAGUCGUUGUGCGGGAGUGGUCACUGAGGGAUGUGUGGUACCGUAACUGAGUGUGACUGAGGAAAAAGACCCGGCGUAGUUUCUCCGCGUAAUACGCUCUCGCUCUUUACCCCCCAGACAAAAAAAACUAGAAGUCUAGUCAAUUUUCGGCCCCCUUCCUAAUUUCGCGUGAAAUUACGGGAUACGCUGAUCGUAUAUUUAUUUAAGUAUUUAUUGUACAAAAAACUUUAACUAUAGACUGAUUCUCUUUAGAUUUCAAGAUUUCGAAAUGAAUUGAACGGAGUUUGCGCGCUAUUUGCGUACGAGAAAGAAAGGAGAAUGAUCGAUACGAAAAGGAAUGGAAAACGAUUCUGCGUAAAGUCAAAUGAAACCCAACAGAAUGUCUGUGGACAAAGAAGAAUUGGUACAGCGUGCAAAGCUUGCCGAGCAGGCAGAAAGGUAUGAUGAUAUGGCAGCCGCAAUGAAGGCAGUCACCGAAACGGGAGUCGAGUUAUCGAACGAAGAAAGGAACUUGUUGUCGGUAGCAUACAAGAAUGUCGUUGGCGCAAGACGUAGCUCGUGGCGAGUAAUUUCCUCCAUUGAGCAGAAAACUGAAGGUUCCGAGCGUAAACAGCAAAUGGCCAAGGAAUACCGGGAAAAGGUCGAGAAGGAGCUACGUGAAAUCUGUUACGAUGUAUUGGGACUCCUUGACAAGUACCUGAUCCCCAAGGCUAGUAAUGCCGAGAGUAAAGUAUUCUACCUCAAGAUGAAAGGCGACUACUACAGGUAUCUCGCAGAAGUUGCUACCGGAGAAACUAGAAAUGCGGUAGUCGAGGAUUCACAGAAAGCAUAUCAAGAAGCAUUUGACAUAGCAAAGUCAAAAAUGCAGCCUACACAUCCCAUCAGGCUCGGUCUUGCUCUCAACUUCUCCGUUUUUUAUUACGAGAUCAUCAACUCACCAGACAAGGCCUGCCAGCUGGCCAAACAGGCGUUCGACGAUGCGAUCGCAGAGUUGGACACACUUAAUGAGGACAGCUAUAAAGAUUCCACGCUAAUUAUGCAGCUUUUACGCGACAACCUCACUCUUUGGACCAGUGACACGCAGGGUGAUGCGGACGAAGCACAGGAGGGUGGAGAUAACUAACCUUCCUAAGCUUAAGUCCUUUCUAACCUAAUAAGAACAUCUAUUCUCUAUCGUCCCCCCGUCCCUUAAAGUGCUCACCCAUCCAUCCACCCGAGAUCGAUUUAUCCAUUCGCCUGUCCUUUCGUCCCUCGCGUACCUCGUUUCCUUCUUCCUUCUUUUCUUCUUUUCUUCUCCCCUUCACCUUUUCCCUCUCUUUUGUCAUUUUUUUCCUUUUUUUCCAUUCCGUUUAUCAAUCAUCCCAUUCUAUCUUGAAUUAUCCCCUUAUUUCUCCAUUUUAUUAUCUCAUUUCGUUCCUCUUUGUAUUUCCUUUUUUUCUUUUUUUCUUUCUUACUUCCACAUUCAUCAAAAAUGUCAUCGUCCUUUUUCGAAUCCUUAUUUCCUUAUUAUUAUUCCUCGAAAAUCGUGACGUGACCUGUUUGUUCCAAUGCGACCGCACAUUGCUGCCAAUGCCACCGCCACAGCUGUUAUGCCUGAUUCGAAAGUUCGAACACGAAAAAAUCUCACUCUCGACCGUAUCCUUUCCUAAGGGAUCGAUUCAUGUGUUGGUCGCUGAAUAUAAUACCCGUUAUUGCCACUCGUCGAAAAAAAAUUUUGAAUUUGAACAUUCAAGGAGAGUGUCAAUCUUAAAAGAGAGGAAUAGGGAGAGGGGGAUUAGAGAGAGAGUGUGUGUGUAUAUGUGUGUGUGUGUGAAAAAGAGAGAGAGGGAGAGAGAGAGAAAAGAAGUAAAAGCGAAGAGAAAAUAAUGGCGAAGGUAAAAAAAUUAGUAAAUUUAUGUGAAAUUAACUUAGGAUAUUGCAUUGCCAUACUCAUAUACGGCCCUUAAUGAAAGGAAACGGUCGAGUUGUGAGAAUUACUCAGUUUCUGGCAUUAAGUUUAUCCAAAAGAAGCGUAUUGACUCAUUUUUGUGUGGAAGAGAGAAGGAGCAAAUUGUGAAUAAACAGAGGAAAGGACAGGAAGGAUUUUUGCAAACAUUGUCUCGUCGUACAACGUCAUCGAAUAAGAUAUAUAGCGUAGAACGGUAUGAAAAAUGAUAAAGUUGUAUAUGCGUAUUAUGAGAGAUAAUAAUGUUAUCGAAGCUACUAGUCUUUGGGAAAUAUAUAGAAUACAGAAAAAUGUAUCGAUUUCGUUGUUGGGACGAGAUAUGGAGUGCAAAAAAAAAAACAGCAAAAAAAAAAAAACACUGUCACUACUCCCAGAUCUGCUCACUAUUUACCAUCUAAAGUAUUGCUAAACAAAACAGAGAUUCGAGAAGAAAUGAAGUGAAAGAAAAAAAAAAAGCACGCAUGAAUCUAAUUACAUUAUAUCCAGUUGUCAUUAAAUUAAAUUUCACAUUGUCUAGCAAGUACGAUAUUAUUAUACGAAGGGAAGAACGCAGGAGGAGAAAGGAGAGUAAAAAUACAUUAAGUUAUUAAGUUCCAACACAAAAA
Messenger RNA from Apis laboriosa (Himalayan honeybee), 3021 nucleotides. It is a transcript of the gene 14-3-3zeta, whose product is annotated as 14-3-3 protein zeta. Lineage: Eukaryota; Metazoa; Arthropoda; Insecta; Hymenoptera; Apidae. Gene Ontology annotation, biological process: signal transduction. Gene Ontology annotation, cellular component: cytoplasm. The coding region runs from base 836 to 1594 and encodes 252 amino acids. The transcript has 7 exons. The record is from RefSeq and is a predicted model, not a curated record.